Triticum dicoccoides is the source of this 1153-nucleotide messenger RNA. RefSeq names its product NDR1/HIN1-like protein 6. The transcript has a single exon. Gene Ontology annotation, biological process: defense response to other organism. Gene Ontology annotation, cellular component: plasma membrane. NCBI's taxonomy places the organism in Eukaryota, Viridiplantae, Streptophyta, Magnoliopsida, Poales, Poaceae. The record is from RefSeq and is a predicted model, not a curated record. The coding region runs from base 163 to 924 and encodes 253 amino acids.
AAACUUGGACCCGAUCACCCCUCAACUCCCACUACAUCGGUAGCUUUGAACAUCUUCCUUGUGCAAACCAGUUCAUUCCGCGACGGUGUUCUGCUUCUACGUGCUGUAAGAAGCAAGCAAGCAAGCAACUAGGAGCUAACCAGCCAGUCAGGUGAAGAGAGCAUGGCAAGCUACCACCGGGUCCACCCGGUGAUCGUCGACGGGGCGCCGCCCGCGGUGCCGGAGCAAAACAAGGAUAAGCUGCCACCGCCACCCAGCGGCGCCUAUGGCGACCGGCUGCCAAUCACCGCCCCUGCGCCCGGCGCGGCGGCCCCGCUGCGCGCGCCGCGGCGGAAGCGGCACAACCGGUGCUGCCGGUGCGUGUGCUGCACGCUGCUGGUGCUGAUCGUGCUCGUGGUCGCGCUCGGCGCCACGGCGGGGAUCCUCUACGCCGUGUUCCGCCCCAAGAUCCCCACGUUCCGCGUGGAGCGGCUGACGGCCACCCGGUUCGACGUGAACACCACCUCCAUGACGGUGAGCGACGCGUUCGAGGUGCAGGUGAUAACGGACAACCCCAACCGGCGCAUCGGGGUGUACUACGACGGCGGCUGGGUCGCCGCCUCCUUCAACGGCACCGAGCUGUGCCGCGGCGCCUUCCCGGCGCUCUACCAGGGCCACCGCAGCACGGUGCGGCCGCUCAUCACGCUCCAGGGGGAGACCAGGCUCGACAGCGCCGUGGCCGCGCAGCUGGCGCAGCAGCGGCAGGCCGGGUUCGUGCCGCUCACGGUCACCGCGCGCGUGCCCAUCCGGAUCAAGUUUGGCGCACUCAAGCUGUGGACGAUGACGGGGAAGGCGCGGUGUAGCCUGGUGGUGGACAGCCUCGAGGCCGGCACGCGGCUCCGCAUCCGAUCCAACAGCUGCACCUUCAAGCUCAAGCCUAAUUAGAUCAUUCCCAAACCAUUUGAGCCGUGCACGGAUUGUGCAUAUAUACGUGUGUCUUGUAUGUAGGAUUGCCGAGGUCCCGUCCCCGUUCCUGUCGAUCUAUAUUGAUUGAGAUCGGAUCGGCAGAUGGUAGAGAUGGGUAGUGCUGUAAAUUUAUUAUUUAUUCAGUUUGGCUCGCAUAUUCAUUAUUUUUAGUGUAAUAAAUAAGAUCCGAGGUGUAUUCCUUUUGCUA